AUGAAGAGAACUACAUUCUAUCAUAUUCUUAAUUUGAUAUUUAAUGACAUCAAUCCUAAAACUACUAACUGCAAUAAGCAAGUCGAUGCAGAGGAUAGGCUAUUCCUCACCUUAAGAUAUUUGAUAACUGGUAUGUCAUUUUCACAACUAUCAUACAGUUCAAGGAUAUCAAAAUCAUGUGUUGCAUAUAUAGUUAUAUCAGUAUGCAGGGCAAUUUGGAAUGCAGCAAAAGAUAUUUACAUGCCAAAACCUUCAAGAAAGGAUUGGGAAAGAAUUUCACAAGAUUUCCUGCUUCAUUCAGGGUUUCCCAAUUGUUUUGGUGCCUUGGAUGGAAAACAUAUCUAUAUAAAAUGUCCUCCAAAUAGUGGAUCUCAAUAUUUUUGUUAUAAACAUAGAUUUACUUUAGUUUUGUUAGCCUUAACAGACAUAAAUAGAAAAUUCCUAUAUAUUGAUGUUGGGGCCUAUGGAAAGCAGAGUGAUGGGGGAGUGUUUAAAAAUAGCUCCCUGUAUAGAGAAAUUGUUAACCAGACUCUUGAUCUACCACCUGCCAAACCUUUUCCUGGCCUUAGUGAAAAUAUGCCUUAUGUAAUGGUAGCAGACGACGCUUUUCCACUGUCACAUUAUUUGAUGAAACCCUAUCCUAUAAAAGGUCUAUCUAUAGAGGAAAGGAAUUUAAUAUGA
Molecule: messenger RNA, 681 nt
Organism: Gordionus sp. m RMFG-2023
Lineage: Eukaryota; Metazoa; Nematomorpha; Gordioida; Chordodea; Parachordodidae
Exons: 4
Coding region: 1-681 (226 amino acids)
Source: RefSeq, a predicted model, not a curated record